Molecule: messenger RNA, 894 nt
Organism: Cyclopterus lumpus (lumpfish)
Lineage: Eukaryota; Metazoa; Chordata; Actinopteri; Perciformes; Cyclopteridae
Gene: hmx1
Product: H6 family homeobox 1
Exons: 2
Coding region: 1-894 (297 amino acids)
Biological process (GO): regulation of transcription by RNA polymerase II; negative regulation of DNA-templated transcription
Cellular component (GO): nucleus
Molecular function (GO): RNA polymerase II transcription regulatory region sequence-specific DNA binding; DNA-binding transcription factor activity, RNA polymerase II-specific
Source: RefSeq, a predicted model, not a curated record
AUGCAGGAGAAGAUAAAGGACAACCGGACUCCCACUUCAUCGAGGGCGUCGUCGUUUUUUAUCGAGAACCUACUCGGCAAGGGACGGAAUGGACACGAAUCAAUGUCGGACAGGAGUCCCUGCGGAGCUGGAGUGGAGACGGGCUCCACCAGCCGAGUCCUGAAAGUGCAGCACCCCGAGGCGAGCGCUGCAGCGGCCGACGGCUCCAGCUCCACCGCUCGGUCCCCGUACCGGGACUCGCCUCUGCAGUGGUACCGCGGGGGAGCUGCCCUAAACUUCAGAGCGUUGGAAACGACACAUAGUCCAAGAGAUAAUACAAGUUCAGACGACCACUGCUGCUCCAUUUCGACCAGUGACAGGUGCUCCCCCGCCGUAUCCGAGCCGAUAACAGAGGGCAGUGACGAAACGGACAGGAAAACAGCCGACAGCAACCUGACAGACGACAACGAGGACACGCAUAACGGGUUUGACGCAUCCUCGGACCCGAGCUCCACCAGGAAGAAGAAGACCCGGACCGUGUUCAGCCGCAGUCAGGUCUUUCAGCUGGAGUCCACCUUCGACUUGAAACGGUACCUGAGCAGCUCGGAGAGAGCGGGACUGGCGGUGUCUCUCCACCUGACAGAGACUCAGGUCAAAAUCUGGUUUCAGAACCGGAGGAAUAAAUGGAAGAGACAGCUGGCGGCGGACCUCGAGGCUGCACAUAUCCCCCACUCGAACCAGCGGAUUGUCAGGGUCCCCAUCCUGUAUCACGAGGGACCCGCACCGGGUUUCAACCUGAACGCACAUCCUCUCUCUCCAUCAGUCUCGGGCUUCUCCAGCUGCAUCAACUACCCUCUGUCCUCGUUUGCUCACUCCAUGAGCAUGUUAAGAUCACAGAUGACCGGUUUGGUGUAA